Magnolia sinica is the source of this 2164-nucleotide messenger RNA. RefSeq names its product cyclin-A2-4. The coding region runs from base 260 to 1768 and encodes 502 amino acids. The transcript has 12 exons. Gene Ontology annotation, molecular function: cyclin-dependent protein serine/threonine kinase regulator activity. Gene Ontology annotation, biological process: regulation of cyclin-dependent protein serine/threonine kinase activity; mitotic cell cycle phase transition. The record is from RefSeq and is a predicted model, not a curated record. Gene Ontology annotation, cellular component: nucleus; cytoplasm; cyclin-dependent protein kinase holoenzyme complex. Lineage: Eukaryota; Viridiplantae; Streptophyta; Magnoliopsida; Magnoliales; Magnoliaceae.
UUUCCGGAGGAUAUUUUGAACUGUUUCCGGUCCCGCUCACGCUCCCUUCAAUUUAAAACGAGCAGUUUCUCUCGCUCUCGCGCACCUCUCUCUCUCUCUACCAUUUCUUCCGCUCUUGCAUGCUCGAACAUACAAAUACCCUUCUCCUCUCUCCGGACAUUGCAGGGUCUCGGAGCUCUGGAGUAAGGGCAGGGGCAAGGUUUGGUGGACGUGUUCUGUUUGAGAGCCAUUUGUUUGCUGUUGUCCAAAGCCUCUAACUAUGAAGAAAGAAAAUAUAUUUGUUGCUGAUAAUGGAGAGCCACCUGCUCGAAUCACACGAGCUCGAGCUGCAGCCCUUCGCUCAAUUAGUGGGAUGCUCCCUUUGAAACCAUCAUCUAUGAAGCAAGAUCAGAAGCGCAUUCUCCGAGGAAAUUCAAAAAGAGCAGCCUUGGAUGAGAACAGCCAUACUGCUCCUAUUGUUGCAUCUGUUCAGCAUAAAAAGAGGGCAGUGCUUACGGAUGUCACCAACGUCUGCUGUGAAAAUUUGCAUAGGAACUGCAUCAAUGCGACAAAAGUGCAGACUAAGGGCAGCAAAAAUACUAAGAUGUGUACUAGCAAGAAGGAUGUCAAGGUGGCCCCCGUUGUUGCUUUGGAAACUGCUCCAUUUCAAGUGGAUGCAAAAACAAAGCCAGUUGAUGAAAUAGAGGAAAGGGAGAAAUUAGAAACACAAGCAGUUGAGCUUUCAGCCAAAUUGGAACAAAAUGUACUAACAGAACAUCGUGUACAGUGUAUCAGCCAUGGGAGGAGCAUGGCAGUUUGUGGUGUUGCGAGUCCAGUGACAGACAAACAGACAUUCAGAAAGCUGUCUGUACUCGUGAAGCCUUCAAAGACAGGCAAUGAAGUUGAAGUGAAGCUUUCUGAUGAUCUGGGAAGUUCUAAAGGUUUGGACUUUACAGAUAUUGAUGCUGACCACAAAUCCCCGCAGCUAUGCAGUCUCUAUGCCCCUGAUAUUUAUAGCAGUCAACGUGUUGCAGAGCUCACCCGAAGGCCUCAAUCAAGUUUCAUGGAAACACUACAGCAAGAUAUCACUCAGAGCAUGCGUGGGACUCUUGUUGAUUGGCUUGUGGAGGUUUCUGAGGAGUAUAAGCUUGUUCCAGAUACACUUUACCUCACGAUAUAUUUCAUCGACCGGUUUCUCUCGCAAAACUACAUUGAAAGACAAAAGCUCCAGCUGCUUGGUGUUACCUGCAUGCUAAUUGCCUCGAAGUACGAAGAAAUUUGUGCUCCUCGUGUGGAAGAAUUCUGCUUGAUCACGGACAAUACCUAUACAAAGGAAGAGGUGCUUAAGAUGGAGAGUCAAGUACUGAACUAUUUGGGCUUCCAGCUAUCAGCACCCACCACAAAAACAUUUCUCAGGAGAUUCCUUCGAGCAGCACAGGCAUCUUACGGGGUUCCCAUGCUUGCAUUGGAGUUCUUGGCCUGUUAUCUGGCAGAACUGACACUGGUCGAGUACGAGUUCCUCAAGUUCCUUCCUUCUCUUAUUGCCGCAUCUGCUGUAUUCCUCGCCAGAUGGACACUCGAUCAAUCUGGUCACCCAUGGAGUUUGACUCUGGAACAUUAUACACAGUAUAAGGCAGUGGAUCUGAAAGAUACAGUUCUUGCUAUGCAAGAUUUGCGAUUGAAUUCCAAGGCUUCUCCUCACAAUGCCAUACGCGAAAAGUAUGGGCAACAGAAGUUCAAGUCUGUGGCGGCUUUGUCUUCUCCGAAACUGCCCGAAACGCUCUUCUGACAAAUACAGAGCAGAUUCCAACUGUUAACAUAUUGCUAUCAGAAUAAUGAGUCGUCUCUUUUUCAGGCUUCCAGUAGUCUCUUGACAUGGAAUGCCCAUUAUCUACUUCUAAUAUUCCAUUGUUGUUUGUCCUAUGGCUUCUGGUUCUUCCAGACCUUGUCCAUGUAACGUGCUGUUUAAGAAAGAUGAAGGCAUGCGGGUGCUGAUUAGCUUGAAAUUAAAUGCUAAAUAUCUAAUCUAUUUCAAGCUUUUCUAGCUCAUGAUGUAAAUUCAUUGAACGGUGGUCGAGAGAUAAAUCAUCGUCAGCUUGUAACGAGAGAAUGUAACUGUUAAAAGGUAGUUAAUGUACCCCAAGCAUCAUUCAGUUUCUAAUGUCAUCAUUUUAUUACAGUUUCA